Delphinapterus leucas (beluga whale) is the source of this 726-nucleotide messenger RNA. The record is from RefSeq and is a predicted model, not a curated record. NCBI's taxonomy places the organism in Eukaryota, Metazoa, Chordata, Mammalia, Artiodactyla, Monodontidae.
AUGCACUGCUUUUUGAGCAUCCCCUGCCAUUUGCGAGCUUUUCCGAAGACACAACAUGACCAAUCUCAAGGCAGUGCCCGUUUUCUUCCUCCGGGUUUCUCAGCGGUCCCUGAGAUACAGCUGCUCAGCGCUGCUGCCUUCCUUUUGGCUUACCCGGCCGCGUUUCUGGGGAACAUCUCCAUCGUCGCCGCCGUGACGCUGGACGCCCGCCUGCACACGCCCAUGUACUCCUUCCUCAAACACCUCUCCUUGGUGGAUAUCUGCUCCGUGUCCACCACCCUGCCCCGGGCCCUGGUGGCCACCCUGCUGGGCUCGGGGCAGAUUUCCCUCCAUGCGCCCCUGGUGUACGGGGCAGCCAUGAGGCCCCAGACCUGCGUCUCCGUGGCGGCGGCCUGGGGAACCAGCGGUUGCGUCAUCAGCAGCUGUUUCAGCCUCACUGUCCCAUCCUAUGUGCGCAUCUUGGCCACGGGGGUUCAGAUCCGCUCAGCAGCCAGCCCCUGGAAGGCCUUCUCCACGUGUUCCUCCCACCUGGCCACCGUCCUCCUGUUUUACGGCACUGGCAGCUCUGCCUACAUGCCCACCGCGCGAUAUUCCCCACAGCAAGGGUGCCUGGCUGCCGUCUUCUACUGCAUCCUCAUGCCCACCCUAAACCCGCUUAUCUACAGCCUGAAGAACAAGGACGUGAAGGGAUCCCUGCGGAAGCUGUAUCUUCAGGUGCCACCUUAA